AUGGCAUGGAAUGAAAUGAGUGAUAUCAAUAAGAUUAAUGGAAAAUGCAUUGAAAUUAGAACAAAGAAUGGGAUGUUUAUUUUAAUUUAUUGUAGUUCAAAAGUGAAUGAAUUGUUUGAUUCAUUAAUGGAAAGUUGGAGACGAAGCAUUAUUUUCUCGGAGAAACUCAAACAAAUAACAAAGAGACAAAAAAAUGAGACAAUUGACAAAAAUAGUAAUGACGAGGGGAUUUUAAAAGAAGAACCAAAACAUGUUGUGACAAUACAUCGUUUUCAUAAAAGUGCGAAUGAUUUAUUUAUGUUAGUGUUCAGCAAUAAUGAAACUGUCAAACAACUAUUUGACAACAUUGGACAAAAGGAAGUUAAAACUGAAGGAUGGCAAAAUGAAGCUAAUGGAGGAAAAAUACUUUAUUUAUCAUACAAAGGAGUUUCAAGUGUUAUUGGGAUGGAAACAAGAAUAGAAGAGAAAUGGGAAAUGAGAAUGAAUGAAAAUGGGAUUAUGAUAGCAAUGGUAGUGAGUGUAUUUGACAUUCCAUAUUCUAGUUAUUUUAAAAUUGAAAGUUUGAUGAAAAUGAAAGAUGAAGGAGAAUAUUGUGAUAUUGUUGUCAAACUCAAUGUUAAAUUCAUGAAAAGUACUAUUUGGAAGAACAGGAUAGAACAAACAACAAUGAAGGAAUACAAAAAUAAAUAUGAAGAGUGGAUGAAAUUAAUUGGGAAGAUGAUUGGAGACUCUCAAUUUGAAGAGACUGAAGAAUAUAACAGUAUUAAACAAAAAUCCAUAGAUAAGAAAAAAGUCAUUUAUGGAAUGAUCAUUCUUAUUACCAUUUGUAUUGUCUGUUGCUUAUUAUAUUUAUUAAUAAAAAUCUUACAUUAA
Molecule: messenger RNA, 873 nt
Organism: Entamoeba histolytica HM-1:IMSS
Lineage: Eukaryota; Evosea; Mastigamoebida; Endamoebidae
Exons: 1
Coding region: 1-873 (290 amino acids)
Source: RefSeq, a predicted model, not a curated record